UACUAAAACGUCAUCACAAUGGCCCGGAAUUUCCUCCUCGCUAGAUUUGGCGCAUGCGCACAUCGAAAAAGAAUGCGGACUUCGCAGCUCUCCCAAUAUUAAACUGUUUGAUGGCCAUAAUUCGAUAAAUCAUGUCGAAAGCACCAUCUCAGCCCGGUUCUUCGGGUGCCGCUGCCAACCUGGGACCUUCAUCGUCCUCCUCCUGCUCCUCACCCUCGGCAGGUGGCACGACGUCCCCUGCUAACGUGCUGCACGCACAGCCCGAGAAACCCCAGCACUACACGUAUCUGAAGGAGUUUAGGACAGAGCAGUGUCCUCUAUUCGUGCAGCACAAGUGCACUCAGCACAGGCCCUUCACCUGCUUCCACUGGCACUUCUUGAACCAGAGACGGCGGAGGCCGAUUCGCAGACGUGAUGGAACUUUUAAUUACAGCCCUGAUGUGUACUGCGUCAAAUACGACGAGGGCACAGGGACUUGUCCCGAUGGAGAUGAGUGUCCAUUUUUGCACCGAACAGCCGGAGACACAGAGAGGCGGUAUCACCUGCGGUACUAUAAGACCGGUUCCUGUAUCCACGAGACUGAUGGGAAGGGCCACUGCAGUAAGAACGGCCCUCACUGUGCCUUUGCUCACGGCUCCCAUGACCUCCGUAGCCCGGUCUAUGACAUCAGAGAGGUUCAGGUGUUAGAAGCCCAAGCUGCUACUGGAUUGGUUGAGGGAACAUCUGGAGAAGGGCAGUCUGGAGUUGUGGCCAGCACUGCACUCAUAGAAAAAAUCCUGAGUGAAGAUCCACGCUGGCAAGACAACAGUUUCGUGCUCUCCCAUUACAAGACUGAGCUUUGCAAAAAACCUCCUCGGCUGUGCCGUCAGGGCUAUGCAUGUCCCUAUUAUCACAACAGCAAAGACCGCAGACGGAGCCCUCAUAAGCACAAAUACAGAGCCCUGCCGUGUCCCUCAGUGAAGCACAGUGAUGAGUGGGGGGACCCCAGUAAAUGUGAAAGCGGAGAAAGCUGCCCGUACUGCCACACGCGGACAGAACAGCAGUUCCACCCGGAGAUCUACAAAUCCACCAAAUGCAACGACAUUCAGCAAAGUGGACACUGUCCCAGAGGGCCGUUCUGCGCUUUUGCCCAUUUAGAAAAAGUAAGCAUCAGUGAUGAGCAGCUGUCUGCACAAUGCAGUUCACCUCCUCUUGCAACUUCCUGCCCCUCUACCUUAGAAGACUUCAGCCAGAGUGGCUUGAGCGCAACUACAGAAGAAGGGCUGCUGGGAAGGGUUCUGUUUGAGGAGUCCUCCAGUCUUGAUGCCUGUCUAGGAGGAGAGGGGGGUUAUGGGAAAGCCCCUGGGUUUGAGAGGGAAGACCAGGCCAAAUAUAGAAGUUUUUCAAUGGAACAUCGCAGCAGAGACAUGUCCUCCAUGCACAGCAAACAGGAUUUGUUGGUGUUUCUGCCUGUCGGCAGUCCUCUCAGUAUGUCCUCCAGUGUACCUUCCAGCCUGGCAGCCACUCCACCCAGCCCUGCACCCCCCGGCCCCUCAUCAGGCAUGAACGCCAACGCUCUUCCUUUCUACCCUACAAGUGACACAGUGGAGUCUGUAGUGGAAUCUGCCCUGGAUGAUCUGGACCUGAAUGACUUUGGAGUCUCAGCUCUUGAGAAAAGUCUGGAGAGUUCAGCUCUACCCAGCAUGGGCCUCAUGUUGGGAGGCAGUCAGUUACAAAGUUCAGCACCUGUCAACAUCCCUGGCUCCCUAAGUAGCCCCUCCCCUUUCAGAUCACCCUCACCUUCUCCACCAAUCAGAGCUCACCAUUCUCCAUUCCUCUCAGCGCAGUUGCCACAACCCAGCCAAUCAGAGAGUAGCUUUUUGGGGACCUCUCAUGGUUCUUUAGGUUUAAAUGGCAUGAACAGCAGUAUUUGGGAACAUUUUCCGACAGGCCAAAGCUCGCCAGGUACCCCCCCUGCCCUGCUCUCCACAGGGAGCAUGUAUGCCGAGGCGUCACGUCUCAAACAGGAAGUGGAGGAGGCACACAGGGUGCUGAAACACUGGGACCACAGCUGGAGACAGAUGGCUCAGUCAUUGGCCGUCUUAAAAUCAGACGCAGAGGAAGCUCGUCACUUGGCGGGGCAGCUGGGUAUGGAGGCGGAGCGAGCGCGGCAGGCUGAAGUGGAGGCGCAGCAGCAAGCAGCACUCCUGGAGGAGGCGCUAGAGAGCCUAAGGCAUGCAGAAAACCCACAUCUACAGCUUCACCAGCUACAGUUACUCCACAGACUUCCACUCAGCUCCAUCUGCAGCCUGCAGGCACAGAUCUGCUCCUGCUUACGCACUGUAGAACAGGCUGUGUUCAGGAAGCAGAGAUUAUAUUGUCUAUCUUGCAAUGAGAUGGGAUCAGUGACGUUGCCAUGCCAACAUGGCCUGCACUGCGAACAAUGUGCAGCCUCGACAGAAUGCCCGCUGUGCACCGAACACCAGUAGAGCAUGAAUAUCCCGCAGUCACAAACUCAGACGUAAUCCUAAAGCUAUAAUCCAGACACUAGACAUAAACCCUGACCCCUCACAUGUUCUUCAUUUAAAUCUAGGGUUAAAUGUAUCCUACAAAGCCCAAAUCUAAAAGAAAUGAAACCACCUCAGCCUUAUCUUGGCUAAAAGCUGAGACUUAAUUGAGAAAUAUGAUUUUGUUUGAUGCAUAUUGACCAUAUCAAUAAGACAUGCCAUGGCAUAUCCUUUACACUAGCAUGCAAGCAGUCCUAAACCUCAGUGGGACCAUUUUCUUCCUCCAAAAGAAAGAAAAUUACUAGAGAAACUAUGACAUACAUGAUCAGUUUGUGAUAUUUUCAUGUUUAUUGUGGGGACAAAACAUCACAUAUAUAUAUAAUAAUAUGCUUAUGUCUCAUUGUAAUCAUAAUUUCCCAUGUAUUUUAAAUGAGAACAAAACAAACAUAACCUGCAUUAGUAUUCUGACAUUGCCUAAGUUUUGUAAAGCACUAAUAAUUGAGUUAGUGCUUUCUAUGAAACGCAUUUAGAGAGAAAUAUUUAAGUGAUGAUCAUGAUACCAAAUUCUGAUAUUCCCUAUAUGCUUUAUGUAGAAGCGUAACACAUACAACACAUAUAAUAAGACAAUCCUGUUUGUUUUUAAACAUCUUUAAGUCAAAAUGUGGAAUGUCCUUCCAGAACAUUCUGAAGUGUUUACAGAAGAAAUGCAGUUUGUGUAUCUUCAGUGCAGCUGAAAUGACUUUUACCAGAUGGGAAGAUUUCAUAAUUAAUACAGAUUAGCAUAGUAGGUAGCUAUAUAGGAAAUUUACAAUUACUUUUGUAGGAUUUUUUAAAGGAGAAAUUCCAGGAGACUGCUACACAGCAAAAUGCCGAAAACAUGGUUUUGCAGCUUUUCAUUCUCAGGUUUUUUUUUUUUUAUUAAAAAGAGUCAUGGUAAACUGGAGUGCAAAAGCAAGAAGGCAAACACUUUUUAUGUUAUUCCUAGAAUUUGCUUAUUUUAUUUAAUGCAUUUAUUGAAUGAAUAAUUUGCCUGUUUACUAAACCAACAGCACGUUCCCCAACUGCAGCUUUCUGUUCAUGUAGAGGCGUUUUAUGUGAACACAUUUCUGACACCAGUGGAGAAUAGAAAUCAUGUGCACUGAUUACCAAACAUAACAGCAGUCAUAAGCUACGGCUGUCAGAAGAGGGCUUGACUUUCGAUUUAUUCGGAUGAUUUUAGUUGAAUUCAGUUUGAAGGCACAGUUAUAUAGGAUGCUCAACAUACGACUUCCUUUGAAACAGAACUUCACUGUGAAUUCACAAAUCACAUGCUCAGUUUUGUUCAUAUACAGUGUCUCAGUCUGAUUUUGUAAAAGACAAUAAAUGUAUAUUUUUGGAUGAAAA
Molecule: messenger RNA, 3869 nt
Organism: Megalobrama amblycephala (Wuchang bream)
Lineage: Eukaryota; Metazoa; Chordata; Actinopteri; Cypriniformes; Xenocyprididae
Gene: unk
Product: unk zinc finger
Exons: 15
Coding region: 132-2468 (778 amino acids)
Biological process (GO): cell morphogenesis involved in neuron differentiation
Molecular function (GO): mRNA CDS binding; metal ion binding
Source: RefSeq, a predicted model, not a curated record